UAAUCCCCAACCCCCUCGGCCCACGUAAACCCCUAAACCCCAGAAGCUUCUCCUUCCCCGAAACCCUAGUCCGCCAUGGCCCUCGCGCUGCGUCUUCGGCGAGCCCUCGCCGCCGCCGCCUCCACCUCCUCCCCCCUAUUUCGCGCUUCCACCUCCGCCUCCAUCUCCCGGACCCUCCCCCUCGCACCCUUCGUCCUGCUGCCGCUCCCGCGGCUGCCGUGGCUGGUCCCCGCCGCCGCCGCGGGGUUCCGAUCGACGGCGGCGUCGGCGGCGCGGGGAGGGGACUAUGGGGGCGGGGCGGAUGACAUGAAGAUCUCCCCCGACGAGAUCCUCUUCGAGGGGUGCGACUACAAUCACUGGCUCAUCACCAUGGAGUUCCCGGACCCCAAGCCGUCCCGCGAGGAGAUGAUCGAGACCUACCUCCAGACCCUCGCCAAGGUCGUCGGAAGUUAUGAGGAGGCUAAGAGGAGGAUGUAUGCUUUCAGCACAACAACUUAUAUCGGUUUUCAGGCUGUAAUGACUGAGGAAAUGUCAGAAAAAUUCCGUGAGUUGCCUGGAGUUGUUUUCAUUUUGCCUGAUUCAUAUCUAUAUCCAGAGACAAAGGAGUAUGGAGGAGACAAAUAUGACAAUGGUGUCAUCACUCCAAGACCACCACCUGUUCAUUAUAGCAAACCAUCAAGGACUGACAGGAACCGUAACUACCGAGGAAACUACCAGAGCGGCGAAAACUACCAGAAUGGUCCUCCACAGCAAGGAAGUUACCAGAAUAGUCCGCCACAGCAAGGAAACUUUCAAAUGUACCGCUCGCAGCAAGAUGGAAGAACUUAUGCCCCACAGCAGAGUUAUCCACAGGCUGGACAAGAUGCUAGAGGUUAUGGGAGGAAUGAUUAUGCAGACCGUUCAGGUUACAAUGGACCACCUGGUGGAUUCCAAGGUCAAGCACCUCAGCACCAAGGGCAUGUAAAUCCAGCUGGUCAAGGUCAAGGUUACAACAACCCACAAGGCCGCAGGAACUUCUCACAAGGGCAGAGAGGAGAUUUCAGGCCUGGUGGCCCUUCAGCACCUGGUGUGAAUCCUAGUUAUGGUGGAACUUACGGCCAACCAUCGACGCCUGGAAGUUAUGGGCAAUUGCCUCCAUCAACGUAUCCUGGCGGUAACCAGGGCGUUCCUGGUGUGAAUCCUAGUUUUGGUGGAGACAACAGACAGGGAGCAGGACCUGCAUAUGGUGGAGAUAAAUGGCAAGGGGGUUCUGGUCAGUAUCCUAGCCCAGGUGAAGGACAAGGAAACUGGCAGGGUAGUCAGUAAAAGCUCAGACAAGCAUGAGACUUGAGAUAUAGAAAUCCCCACCUGUAAAAUAAACGACUGCGGUGCAUUACCUUCUCUUUUUGGUUGCAUUCAAAUCUAGACUUAUGGGCAUGCUUUAUUACCAAUGUUAUGGAUGCAAACUUAAAUUUCCUUUGUUGAGCCAUAUGUUGACAUUUUUAAGUGUCGCGAAAUGUGAAACAUUCUUGUCUGUUUAUCUUA
Molecule: messenger RNA, 1524 nt
Organism: Phragmites australis (common reed)
Lineage: Eukaryota; Viridiplantae; Streptophyta; Magnoliopsida; Poales; Poaceae
Product: DAG protein, chloroplastic-like
Exons: 5
Coding region: 76-1305 (409 amino acids)
Biological process (GO): cytidine to uridine editing; mitochondrial mRNA modification
Cellular component (GO): mitochondrion
Source: RefSeq, a predicted model, not a curated record